Molecule: messenger RNA, 1250 nt
Organism: Scatophagus argus
Lineage: Eukaryota; Metazoa; Chordata; Actinopteri; Scatophagidae
Gene: emc10
Product: ER membrane protein complex subunit 10
Exons: 7
Coding region: 247-1017 (256 amino acids)
Cellular component (GO): EMC complex
Source: RefSeq, a predicted model, not a curated record
CCUGAGUGUGUGUGCGAGGCGCGCGCGCGUGUGUAUGAGAGAGAAAGACACGAGUAGUGAAUCCUUUGAACAAAAUUUGUUGGGAUUCAAAACAUUGUGUUGCAUAAUUAAAAGGGCGGUUCGUCGUUUUAAAGGGAAAACAAGUAACUCUUUUUUUUUUACUUUUCUUCUGAAAACCCCGCUCCGGAAGUGCUUAUGUCGUCGUAGCACACUUGACACUGCCGUCUGGUGUCCAUUUCUGUAAAAAUGGCAGGUCUACUACAAUUUAAAAUUGUUGUUGUGUCGACUGUUUUGUUUGUCGUUUGCACGAAUUCUGUGUGGUGUAAUAACGGCAGGAGGGUUGGCGAUACCAUGGACACUGAAUUCAGUGGCGUUUCCGUGCCUCUUGAACACUCAUUUGAAGUCGAUGAUGUAGCAAAGUUUCGAGUACGCGGAGCUCUGGUGCUGAAAGUUGGAAGGGAGCCCAGCGUCUCACUGACUCAGAACCAGCUGUCAGAGGAAGACAGAACCAAGCUGAAGGAGGUGGCUGCAGUGGACGGCCUGUACAGGAUCAGAGUGCCUCGUGUCUUCCUGCAGGCCGACAGACAGACAGAGCGGCAGAUGGAAGGUUACCUCACAGCGUUUGUCAGAGCUUGUGCCAUGGUCGAGUCCCAUCUGAGCGACGUCAUCACCCUUCACAUGGACGUCUCUGGGUACCUGAUUGGUGUCUCCAUAGUGACGUUACCUGGAGCCUGUUGGGGCUCUGAGGUUGAAGAUGAAGUUGAUCUUGAGGUUUUCAACACCACACUCAGCAUCAUAGCUCCUGUUAAUGCACCAGGACCUGAGACGGCUCUGUUCCUUGAACGCAUGGAACAGGAAUCUGAGAAGAAAGGGAAGAAUCCACAAGAGCAGAAAUCUUUCUUUGCUAAAUAUUGGAUGUACAUCGUGCCUCUCGUUCUCUUCCUGAUGAUGUCGGGCGCUCAGGACCAAUCAGGUGGCGGAGCUGGGGGUGGAGCAGGCAGCGGAGGCGGCCGGUGAUCAACCACAUCAACAGCUGCUCCUUUUUUUUCGUUUCUGUAUUUCCUGAAAGAUAAUUCUCUUGAUCAGUUUUUAAAUGCUGUACAUAAUGCUGUUUAAUGAGGAUAAAUGUCACACACACACACACACACACACACACACAAUGAGAACGUGUCCAGUGAAGAGGAGAUAUUGUGCCCUGCAGGUGACUGCAUUUUUAAUAAUAAUGUGAGAAUAAAGUAUUUAUUACUUAA